AUGAUUGAUGAUGAAGAAAUGCGGGAAUUGUAUCCGCAACAAUGGCAACUUCCUCCUUCCGAAUCAGUAAACCAGGUACUUGUGCAACAAGGACUCAAACAUCGCGAUGCAUUGAAUCUUGCACGAAAUGGAGAUAGUGCUAUAAAAAAGAAAUUAGAUGAUUGGUCAACCAUAAUAGAAUUACUUGGGGCAAGUCAACAAGAAUUAGUCCGUGCAGUUCCUUCAAGUCAGGGUCAAGCUGAAGAUCCCAGUGCAACCGAACUUAGGAGUCUAUACAAUGAAGUUCAGCGAAUGAUGAGUAAUCGAAAAGAACGAAUCCAAGAAGCUCAAAAGUUUGGACAUUCGGACGAUAUCGGUCCUGAUCUUCGGAAGGAAGCUGCCAAAAUAACCUCGAAAGGCAUCGGGGUCAAGAUCGAGUCUGCCCAUUUCGAAGACUUUUUCGCACAGCGUCUAGCGAGAUAUGAACCUUUCCUGCAAAUGGUAAAACAAGAGACUGAGAAUCAAGAAAACUUAAUUAAUUCGAUUAUAGAAUUAAAUCACCUUUUGCGCGAAUCACGGCAACACUCAGAUGCUAACUCGGCACGUGUUAAGGCCUUGCAAAACUUGGAAGCUGGAUACGAUAAAUUCAAAGAAAUACUUAAAAAUAUAAGAGAAGGAGAACAGUUUUAUCGAACCUUCGAAAUUCCUCUCACCGAAUGGAAAAAUGCUUGUCAAAAAUUCGUAGAGAGCCGAAAGCAUUAUGCUGAAAAUCAUCUAGAUCAGCUCGUAAAGUCGUUGUCCUCCAUGAGUAUUUCAAAUCAACAGCAACCACAACCAUCUGCACCUCCUGCAUCGGAAAUGCAUACACCUUCAAAACCAGUUACCGCACGGGGUGUUUGGACUUCAGGUAGUCCUGUUAAAUUUAUGUCGUCUUCUCAGGUGAAUCAGAGACCUCCAUCCCAACCUUCAUCACCCAGUUCUCCAUGGACUCGUGGUAUGCCCGUAUCCUUUACAUCAUCACCAUCUACCGACCAACGCCAACCUAAUAAUCCAACCCCUGCCAAAGGCUGGCAUAAAGGGCAAGGGAUUCAAUUUAGUGAGAGGGGAUCUUAG
This is a messenger RNA of Ambispora leptoticha, 1092 nucleotides long. Lineage: Eukaryota; Fungi; Glomeromycota; Glomeromycetes; Archaeosporales; Ambisporaceae. The record is from the annotation of a GenBank genome assembly.